AUGGAGGAGGCUAGAAAGGGAAAACAGUGCUUGUGGAAAUGGCAUUUGUUUUUUUCUUUUAUUUGGCAGGCAGAGUUGCGAGCAGCUGUUUUUUUGGCACUGGAAGAACAAGAGAAAGUGGAGAACAAAACCCCUUUGGUAAAUGAAAGCUUGAAAAAAUUUUUGAGUACAAAAGAUGGUCGCUUGGUGGCAGGUCUUGUUGCAGAAUUUCUACGUUUUUUCAAUCUUGAUUUUACGUUGGCUGUUUUUCAGCCCGAAUCAAGCACAUUAAAUGGCUUGGAUGGUCGAGAAAACUUAGCUCGAGAUCUGGGAAUUACAGAAGUGGAAGGUACUGUGGGUGGUCCCCUGUUGUUGGAGGUUGUUAAAAAAUGUCAGCAGAAAAAGAUUUCAGGCAGUGGAGAAAUUGCUCCAGUUCUAAGUGGUAGCCUGUGCUCCACAACAACAUCAUCAGAUGGAAGAUCAAAUACACACCCCAUACCGAGUAAGGUUGCUGAAAGCACUCAAAGUGAUACAAGUGUCUCAUCAGGGGAAGCAAGCAAAAAAAGUAUUCAUUUUCUGCCUAAUGAAACAAAACUAGAUCCUCAGUUGCAAAACAAAGACUUAAAUACAACAGAAAAAAGUGACCCAGGUAUGGAUGAAGAUGAUGUAGAGGGAGAUUCUUUUUUUGACGAUCCUAUACCCAAACCAGAAAGAACUUAUGGCUGGAAAACUGAAUCCAAUAAAGCAGGAAGUCUAGCAUCCCUUUCUGAUGCACCGCCUCUGAAAAGUGGGUUAAGCUCCCUGACUGGUGCACCUUUGCUAAAGGAGCCUGAUGAUUUGAACAGAAAUUCUGUUUUGAAAGACCUGCGGUUAGUGAAUGCAAAACUGGGAUCUUUAGAAUUAGGAAAUGGAGAUGACGAUGAGUAUGCUGAUGACUUCAACAGUACUAGCCAUCGCUCAGAGAAAAGUGAUAUCAGUAUUGGCGAAGAAAUAGAUGAAAUUUCUGUUGAAACAGAAGACUUGAAUGCCAGUGAUAAACUUGAAGACAUCACACAAGACCAAACCAUUUCUCAAUUAAGUGAUGUUGCAGAUUAUCUAGAAGAUGUGGCAUAGAAUUGAACAGCAAAAAUGUUUCAUUGUGCUGGACUAGAAGACUGCUGUGGACCAUUAAUUUCAGACAAUCACUUUUGCUGGAAUGUCCACUCCCUAUUUGUGCCUUGUUUCAAAAAGACUGGAGGUGGAGAGGGCUUUUAAAUAUUCUUAACCAGAACUAAAUGAAACUGUGUUCCCAUUUGAAUCUGAUAUUAGAAUUAUUUUCUUCAUUUGGUUCAGCCAAGCCUAUUACAACAGGAGAUGGGUUUUCCAAGCAGAAUGUCCAUUGCUGGCAGUGGGCAUAAUAAAAAGCAGUGCAUCAGAGAACAUCUGCACAGAGGCAUGUGGCUUUACAAUGAAAUUUUUUAAUUUUAUUUUUAGAGAUAACCAAAGCGAGAACCUUCAGAGGUAGUGCUUCAAACUUCUUGUAGUUUUAACACAGUUUUUUUCGAGUCAGCAUGUCAUAUAUUUAUGGUAAAUCUAGCCACAAUACCUAGUUGCUCCAGACUUACUUGAAACUACAGUUUUUCAGACUUUUCUGAAAGUCAGACUUCUUUUUAAAGGCUUAUCAAGUUAAGCAUAUAUGAACUCUCAAAUCUAAAUUUAGCUAAAUUUAGGAGCUAAAUUUAGUACUAGUCUUAACUCCAAAUAUUCUUGUUUAAAUACGUUUGUCAGACCAUUGAUGGCAAGACCUAAGCUGUUCUCAUGUAUGAUAAUUUCAUCUAUGUUACUGGUUGCUAAAUCAUGAAAAUUAAUUCUGUAAGGAUCCACAAAUCAUUAACUAAAUCUUCCUGUUUUUUUUUUUUUUGUUGUUGUUGUUGUGGUUUUAAUAGCGUGAUAAUGAUUUGUGGAGUUUUUGUUAUUGAGGGCUCUUCCUUUGCUGUAAGCACACUUUCAUUCUUGAAAAUCCUUGUAUGAAAAUGAGCGCCAAAAAGUGAAACCACUAACUGUUUUUCAGAAUGUAACUGCUGUAUAGAAGUAAAUCCAAAAAGUUAAAAAUAUGAUACCGAAGACAUUAUUGAUGCUAAGUUCUAGCUAAGAGCAAAUUUCUUUAUUUUCAUUGUAGUCUUGCAAAACAGGGUCAGUAAUGGAAACGUUGACAGUUCCUUAACGAUACUAUUGUGCACGGCGCUGCUAUAAUAUAUAGGUCAUGGACAUUCAACAUACUGAAACUAGACUUCAAAAUGAGCACUUUCUGAACAUUGUGAACACGUUUGGAAAAUAUAUAUGUACAUGAAUAUAAAUAACUUAAUCAUUUUUUUAGACUUUGUAAAUUGUUUUUUUAAUUAUUUUUUCUUGAAAACCAUUGUCCGCUCAUCAAUGGCCACCUCAGAAGUAGCAUGCUAAACUAAAGCCAUUGGUUAAGCAUAUAGAGCUGCUACUAGUUUUGGAUGCUGACUUGGAACUUUCUUGCACUGGGCCAGCAGGCAUGGAGCAGUGCUGGAAAUUUAGGCUUGUACAGUACAUAAAUAAUGAGAGGAGGGGGGAAAAGUGUGCCUUUUAUUUAUGUGCACCCCAAAAUAAGCCAGCAAAAGCAUCAGAAUAUUUAGUCACCAUGUUAACUUCUAACUUUGUGCCAUGUUGUAGCAGCUGAGGAGAAUUUUUUUUAACCCCAAAAAAUCAAUGUGCCAUAGACUCAUAGACUUCAAAUAACAGCAAUGUUGUAAAAAUGAUACACCCCGUGUAAAAUUUGCGUAUACUUUGGGGGAACCUGUGCCUCAAGAUACUACAUGUAAAAAGGUCGUUUCUGUUUGAAUUCUUUUAAGGAGAGUAACAGCAUGUCUGAAGGAUGUAAAUGCCCACUUGAACACUUGGGAACAAUUGGUUUCUGGCAUUCAUUUUUAAGGUAUAUGAAGUAAUGUAGAGACAGUGCUAUUUGUGUUUUUACAUGUCUUGGGAAAACAUGAUACUGUUACCUGUUAGCUGUAGGAUAUCUCGCAGUUUGUCAUACCAAAAGAAGCUAAAAUUUUAUUAAAUGAAUUUUAAUUGCAUUUGAAGAUGUGGCCUUUAAAUAACUAAUUAAUAUUUAAAAUGUUAACAUCACUUUUGUUAACAGCAGUGUGUUGUUCUCUUACCUUGGGAGCUAAUUGGAGACCUUGCAUUUUGGCUUUCAAUUAGGAAAUGCCAAAAGGUGGUAAGUCUCUGUGCUGUUCCUCCUGUGGGAUUUUACUGAAUUGUGUAUAAUACUUCAAGUUGCAGAAUAAAGCUGUUGUGCUGGCUAA
Oxyura jamaicensis (ruddy duck) is the source of this 3293-nucleotide messenger RNA. It is a transcript of the gene CEP43, whose product is annotated as centrosomal protein 43. The coding region runs from base 1 to 1092 and encodes 363 amino acids. Gene Ontology annotation, cellular component: centrosome. The transcript is spliced from 12 exons. The record is from RefSeq and is a predicted model, not a curated record. Lineage: Eukaryota; Metazoa; Chordata; Aves; Anseriformes; Anatidae. Gene Ontology annotation, molecular function: protein binding. Gene Ontology annotation, biological process: microtubule anchoring.